Molecule: messenger RNA, 4332 nt
Organism: Necator americanus (New World hookworm)
Lineage: Eukaryota; Metazoa; Nematoda; Chromadorea; Rhabditida; Ancylostomatidae
Exons: 36
Coding region: 1-4332 (1443 amino acids)
Biological process (GO): protein processing; Notch receptor processing
Cellular component (GO): plasma membrane
Source: RefSeq, a predicted model, not a curated record
AUGUUCAUACUACAUUCCAGCCUUCUGUUUCUAUCUUUUACAAUUUGUCGAGGAGAAGGUCUAUCAGAUGACAUCUACGUUACAAUACCAGUUGUAGAAGGCGUAGCUGGUUACCGAAUUUUCAAUGGAACGCAUCAGUUCGGAUUCCACACGGACUCCCGUGGUGUUGUGGUUAUGAUGAAAAAAGGAGAACGGGCUGGAUUGUUAGAUUGCUGGAGGAGUCGAUUUCGUGGCUACCUCGGCAAAUAUCAUGUCGUUUUGUCCGCUGAUACGAUUGAUAGGUCCCUCGUGCAGAAUAUUUUGGAAUCGACUUGCAUCGCUGGUUUAAUGAUAACCGAUCCCGAGUCGAACAUCGAUCCAAGUGAACCUCUGUCACACGAUGGAGUUUGUCCUAACCCAAAAAGUGGUGUAUAUACGGAAGGAUGUGCUACUACUAACCAUUGGAACGAGAAAGGAUAUGUACUAUCUGAUGGUCUCAGAAAUAUUGACUGGAAGAUGCAGAUACUUUAUUUGUUUAACAAAACUCAUGUAGAUGCAGUCAAGAAAUGUCAUGACUUGUUCAAUGUACCCAAGGACGGAGCUUCAUUCGUGUCCUUUCCAUUCUGUGCUGCUUCUUUCGGUGUAUUCAGCACAGCUGCGGGUUCAAGCGAGAUUUGUUACAGGAGAAGUAAACCUUGGUCUCGUUUAUUCGAUCUGAGCAUUGAAAAUAAAGAUGACCUAUGUAGCCCUCUUGUCGGUGUCAACGUCAUGGCUUACUUGCCUCCUAAGGUUUACAACGCAACUGCUACUCCCUAUUCUGCUAGAUAUUUGAUGCUAUGCUCCAGGAUGGACAGCUUCGGGCUUAUUCCGGAGGUAUCACCUGGAGAAGUCAGCGUGCUCACCUCUGUCGUUGCUCUACUAACCACUACUCGAGCUAUAGGUCAACAUCUAGAUGUUUUUGAACGUGCUGCGAACACAUCGAAUCGUCACGUCAUCGUUGCCUUCUUUGAUGGGGAGUCCUUCGAUUACAUAGGAAGCAGCGACACAGCAUACGACAUGAUCAAUGGCGAGUUCCCUAGAAAACUGAGAAGCGACUUGAAAGCUCAGCUCGAUCCAAUAAUUGCUGCACAAUUGGAUAGUAUCGUAGAAGUUCAGCAACUUGGUACUGGUGAUGGAACUGGAUCACUGUACGCUGGUGCUGAUGGGAAACAGUACGAACAAGGAAAGCUGGAUGACCUGCUCAAAUCACUAACAGAUGGAGCAAUUGCUGCUGGGGGUUCGUUAGUUGCACCUACAAAGAAGUCCCGCAUGCCUCCAGCGAGCUGGCACUCGUUUGCUCGCAUAGCUCCUUCCACACGUGGAGUAGUGUUGGCGCCAUUCCGAGAUGAAUACAAUUAUCGCCGUAUAAAUUCUAUUCUUGAUCGUGCUCAAUGGACUUCUGGACAGCGAUCAGCUGCUAUUACUGAGAUAGUGAUUGCCGCAAGAGCUAUGCUUAAUGCUGCUGCAGACCACGUUGGUCUCGAUACUGCUCAGAAAAUGGCAUUGGACAUUGACAAGGAUUUUGUUUCUUCGUUAUUCGAGUGCUUCAUUGAUGAACCCGAUUGGUUCAGGUGCGAUUUUUUCAAAAGAAUUAAUGGUGGUCGAUUCAAAGCUUCAACAGCUUUCUAUUCGGGGAAAUCCACAUAUGUAUCGGCUGGAUAUCGCAAUCCUUUGCGUUUUUUCGUUGAAUGGUUAACAACAUAUGCAGCCGGAUCAACUUCCUAUACUAGCAACGUUAAGGACGAGAAAACUUGUGACGACUUGGGAAAGGAUCAGAACGUGUAUGCUUAUACAUGGCAAGCUGAUCCGAAAACUGGUGCCCAUUACUGUUAUCGUAUUUCCAUGGGGACGUACACAGUAAGCUCUCCGGCGUUUAGAAUAGAAGGAUAUGAUUUCUCUAACGGCACAUAUUCUACUUGGACGGAAUCUUUGUAUAAUAUCGAUAAUCUUCGUCUCUACCUCGUAGAGCAAGAGUCUUUCGAGAAAGUUAUGUUAUGCUUAGGAAUCGCAAUAGCAAUAUUUUCUUUUCUGGUUGUUGGUCGAUGUAGUGAAGAGUCGUUUAUUAUUGACGAGGGUUUUUUCUCCCUCAUUUUGCUGAACUCGUCACUUACUUUCCGAGUAUUUCAAAAAUUUCUAUUCUAUUCUACUCUUUUGUAUGCUGUGAAUGGUGGACAGUUUGUAAACACAUGGAAUACUAUAAUCCCGGUUUUUAUAAACGAGGAGAAAGUAUGCACAUUAUGUCAAGGAGAAGUCAUAGCUGACAAAAUCUACAUCGAGAUAGACGUAACCGAGGGUUCAGCCGGUUACCGGCUCUUUAACGGCACACAUCAGUUUGGCUUUCACAGUUCCGAAUCGGAUUAUAAUGGUGUAGUGGUGUUCCUGAAGGAGGACGAACUCAAACAACUGCGUGAUUGUUGGAGAGAACGUUUUAAAGACUAUUUUGGAAAAUACCAUGUCGUUCUAAGCACAAAUUCGAUCAAUCGUGUUGUCGUCGAUAGUAUCCUGGAGUCAAGUUGUAUUGCCGGCUUGAUAGUUAUUGAUUCUGAAUCAGAGCUGGAUCCAACUGAACGUUUCUCGCAUGACGGUGCAUGUCCGAAUCCAAACAGUGAUACAUACAAUGAUGGAUGUUCAUCCGCCACCGCCUGGAAUGACCACGGGUAUAUCCUAUUUGAAGGACUUCGCAAUAUCGACUGGAAAAUGCAGAUAUUGUACGUAUACAACGAUUCCAGUAUCGAGAUUAUAAAAAAGUGUCACGACAUGUUCAAUGUACCAACUAAAGGAACUUCAUCUGUGUCAUUUCCGUUUUGUGGCGCGUCAUUCGGUUUAUUCAACAUGGGUGCAGGUUCUACGGAAAUUUGCAGCCGGAGAACUCGGUCCUGGAAUCGAUUAGUCAGCGAAGCAUUUGGAAUGAGCGAUUCCUUCUGUGACCCUCUGAAUGGUGUGAAUAUUUUGGCAUAUUUUCCUCCUAAGGUCUAUAAUGCCUCAUCUAAACUUCCGGAUAAUAGUUAUUUGAUAUUAUCAGCUCGGAUGGACAGUUUUGGAUUAAUUCCGGAGAUUUCACCUGGAGACAUCAGUGCUAUCACGUCUGUUAUAGCUGUGCUAGCAGUUGCUCGUGCCAUUGGAUCACAUGCUGAGGCCUUUGAAGAAGCAGCGAUUAUUUCGAAUAAAUACAUUCUAAUCGCUCUUUUCGAUGGAGAGUCCUUUGAAAACAUAGGAAGCAGCGACGCUGCCUAUUCCAUGACGAUAGAAGCAUUUCCGCGAAAGCUGAAAAGUGUUUCGGUACCUCAGCUUGACUUAAUCGGGAUUCCACAGUUGGAUGCGAUCAUUGAAGUUCAGCAACUGGGAACUGGUGAUGGUUCUACGCUUAACAUCCUUGCUGAUGGUGAACAGUUUCAGAGUGAUAAACUAAAAAAUAUGCUGGAUUCACUAUCUAGGGGAGCUGAGGCGGUUGGAGGCUCACUUAACUAUCCCACUGCCAGUUCUCGGAUGCCUCCUUCAAGCUGGCAUUCUUUCGCUCGAUUCUCUCGUUCUAUAAAAGGAGUAGUCCUGGCACCAUUUAGUAACAAGUAUGAAUAUCGCCGCAUCAACUCUAUGCUUGAUAGUGUCAAUUGGACCGCUGAGCAGCGAUCGGCAGCCAUCUCGGAAAUCACUCUUGCUGCCAGUUCUCUCCUCUAUGCUGCUGCCGAUCAUGUUCGCUUGAAUCCUUCUGCCAAUAUUUCGCUUGAAAUUGAUAGGGAUUUUGUGUCCGUUCUUGUUGAGUGCUUCAUCGACUCACCGAAUUGGAUUGAAUGUGAUUUUUUCAAGAAGAUGGACCUUAGUCAACAUAUACGACCAGAUUUUUAUCCUGGAAAGUCAACCUAUAUUUCUGCUGGUUCUCGCAACAGUUUACGCCCAUUUGCUUUUUUUGCACUUAAUUACGCAAUUGGCUCGACAUCUACUACAAUUAACGUUACUGAUUCAGUAUCAUGUGAGAAGCUGGCUAAGAAUCAGCAUGUAUACUACUAUAUUUGGCAAGUGGAUCCGAAUUCUGGAAUACGUCAUUGUUAUCGUACGCCUGUAUCUUUAUUCGAAGUGGUUUCUCCCGCAUUUCAAAUUAAAGGUUACAACUUCACUAACAACACAUUUUCGACGUGGACAGAAUCUCACUACAGAAUUGAGAACUUACGUCUAUAUCUUGUGAUUGACACAUCAUUUGAAUACAUUAUGUUCGGGAUUGGAAUUGCUUUCCUUAUUGUUUCGUUUUUGAUUGUCGGUCGCUGCAACGAUGACACUUUUAUGAUUAAAGCGAGAGAACAUUCCAGUGAAGGAGAAUAA